ACUUCCAGAAAGAGGGGCUGAGGGGAGACUUCCAGAAAGAGGGGCUGGAGAGAACUCUACAGCCUUCCUCCUCUCACAGCAGGAACAGGACUACACUGAGCAAAUGUUUCCCAAGGUGAAGGUUCCCAAGUUUGCAACCCUUCAGCCUAGUUUUCUGAAGAACUUGAAGACGGUGAUACCAACAGUGGGAGUUGAGGAGAUACCUGAGAAGAGUAAGAGAGCAGAGAUGACUGUGAGGAUGCUGAGACACAUGCACAGCCAGUCCCUUACCAACAUGGCUGUCUCUCAGAGACUGCUACUGGACAGAGACAGACACUCACUGUGCUGCUACUGGGAACAGAAGAGGAGUUUCCAAGAUCUGACGCAGUAUGUAUUUCCGAGUGUUCACUCUGACGAAGAGAAGAUGAAGAGUUGUGCUGGGAACCUCCCUCCUCUCCUUCCUCUCCCUCCUCUCCCUCCUCUCCCUCCUCUCCUUCCUCUCCUUCCUCUCCCUCCUCUCAUUCCUCUCCCUCCUCUCCCUCCUCUCCCUCCUCUCCCUCCUCAGCUGUCCUACCAGGAAGGGACCAGGAUCGACCCAGAUGAUUCAGAGGUCCCUAGCCUGGCCCUGGAAGGGCUUGGGCUGAGGACCAUACCCUCUGCUGUAAACACAGAAAUAUGUAGCAAGACUCCUGAGCCUUUAUCCAUAGAAGAUGUGUGUCAACGCAACCCUUCAGGGGUGAUAAAUUGUGGAUAUAAGCUUUGGAGGAAUUAUGACGAGGAGACAGCCUAUUGAGUAUCUUCUUUGGAUGUGAAGGCCACUAGGCUACACCAAUCACCAAUCACCAAUACCAUGAACAAGAUAAAAAGAUUAUGAUAUUAUGUAUUAUUUUGACACCAGUUCACUGAGAGACCAGUUCACAGAGACCAGUUCACUUAGAUACCAGUUCACUUAGAGACCAGUUCACUGAGCGACCAGUUCACUGAGAGACCCGUUCACUUAGAGACCAGUUCACUUAGAGACCAGUUCACUGAGAGACCAGUUCACAGAGACCAGUUCACUUAGAUACCAGUUCACUGAGAGACCAGUUCACAGAGACCAGUUCACUUAGAUACCAGUUCACUUAGAGACCAGUUCACUGAGAGACCAGUUCACUGAGAGACCCGUUCACUUAGAGACCAGUUCACUUAGAGACCAGUUCACUGAGAGACCAGUUCACUUAGAGACCAGUUCACUUAGAGACCAGUUCACUGAGAGACCAGUUCACUUAGAGACCAGUUCACUUAGAUACCAGUUCACUUAGAUACCAAUUCACUUAGAGACCAGUUCACUGAGAGACCAGUUCACUUAGAUACCAGUUCACUUAGAUACCAGUUCACUUAGAUACCAGUUCACUUAGAGACCAGUUCACUGAGAGACCAGUUCACUUAGAGACCAGUUCACUUAGAUACCAGUUCACUCUGGAUUCCUAUUGUGUUUGUCUUCGACUAUAUCAACAACAACAACAAAACAAUAUAGAUUGUAAAAUUACAAAUGUUUUUACAAAUAAAAUGUAUUAUUAGCAGUAUGUGUUUUACUUAUAGAAUGUAUCAUCAACAAUAUGAGUAAAGAACUAAAGGAAAAUAACGAAUAGAAAAGCAAUUAUUUAACUACCAAUCAUUUUUUAAGAGAAAUAUAACCCAUGUGUAUUUAGAACGACACUUUCUACUCAUUUAUGCUAAUAAUAAAAAAAAUAAAAAAAAUAAAUAAAACUUGCUAAGAAGUAGUUUUUUGGACGGACCUGUUGCUAUGGUUAUUGUUUAAUCGUUAAGGCCUGGACUGCAUUUCCUGUGUUUUGUCACCUAGCUGACUACAUCCCAGGACUCGAAACUAGCGUCUAUAAUAAUAGGGCUCACCUUUAAUCAUGGCCUUCGUGGGAAAUGGUUUGUAAAUUAUUUCAGUCAGGACUAUUAUUGACGAGGAAAAGCAGCAAAAUGUUUUAAAUAAUGUGGUAAAAUAUAACCUGCUUUAUUGGAGGAAAACGUCCAAGUAUGUAUUUUGCAGAGAAAGUUUUUUUUUUUUAAACAAAUUUAAUUAAAAUAUCUUCUAUCUACCUGAUUAGAGAUUGAGCAUCAGUAAUAAAUGUAUUUAUGCAUUAGACUAUAGGUCUGAGUCCUACCCAUCAGAACAUACAGUCUUCAGUAUAGAGCUUAGUAAAACUAUAAAGAAAUACCUUAAAGUUAAAAUCUCAGUUUCUUUCUGCAGGUGUGUCUUUGAUAUAGGCUACUGUAUGUGUAAAUGUGGACAGAUUGAAGUAAUAAAGCAAUUCAAAUUGGCUGGUGAGCCAUCGACUUCAGACACAUUAUACCCAUCCUUCCUAGUCCGACUCAUAGGGCCGCACUCAACCAAUGGCUGAUCAGACAGCAUACAUCAGAGCAAAGAACAGCCAACCAGCGAUCAUCCAGAACUAUCCGGCGAUGGACUGAUUUAGGAGUAGGCUAUAUAUUAGGAAACUUUCAAUCGAAUGGAGAAGAUUGAUAUAUCCAAGAGGUACAGUGGGGCAAAAAAGUAUUUAGUCAGCCACCAAUUGUGCAAGCUCUCCCACUUAAAAACAUGAGAGAGGCCUGUAAUUUUCA
Molecule: messenger RNA, 2592 nt
Organism: Oncorhynchus gorbuscha (pink salmon)
Lineage: Eukaryota; Metazoa; Chordata; Actinopteri; Salmoniformes; Salmonidae
Product: formin-like
Exons: 7
Coding region: 104-772 (222 amino acids)
Source: RefSeq, a predicted model, not a curated record